CCUGGCCGUCGCCGACCUGCUGCUCGCCCUCCUCGUCCUGCCCCUCUAUGUCUACUCCGAGUUCCAGGGAGGCGUGUGGUCCCUCAGCACGGUGCUGUGCGAUGCCCUGAUGACCAUGGACGUGAUGCUGUGCACGGCCUCCAUCUUCAACCUCUGUGCUAUCAGCGUGGAUCGGUUUAUCGCUGUUUCAAUCCCACUGAACUACAACCGGCGACAAAUCGACCUGCGGCAGUUGAUCCUUAUAUCUACCACCUGGAUAUUCGCCUUUGCUGUAGCAUCCCCAGUCAUAUUUGGCCUCAACAACGUCCCAAACCGGGACCCCAGCUUGUGUCAGCUGGAGGAUGACAACUACAUCGUGUACUCCUCCAUCUGCUCCUUCUUCAUCCCUUGCCCUGUCAUGCUGGUGCUCUACUGCGCCAUGUUCCAAGGACUCAAGCGUUGGGAAGAAGCCAGGAAAUCCAAGCUGAGGGGCAGCAUCUACGGGGCCAACAGGAAGCUCUAUCACCCCUCAACCUUCAUUGAGCGAGAGCAGACCGGACUGGAGCCAGAGGAGUGCAACCCUUACGCCCGCUCUGACCACCCUGGGGACUGUGUGAUGAACAAUGGGAUCCAGACUGUCUCCUACCCACACCUCAAGUACCCACACCCAGGACACAGGCGGAAGCGGGCCAAGAUCAACGGCCGGGAGCGGAAGGCCAUGCGGGUGCUGCCUGUUGUUGUCGGUGCUUUCCUCUUCUGCUGGACUCCUUUUUUUGUGGUCCACAUUACCAGGGCUCUCUGCAAGUCCUGCACCAUUCCCACUCAAGUCACCAGCACUGUCACUUGGCUGGGUUACGUCAACAGUGCUCUCAACCCCAUCAUUUAUACUGUUUUCAACACGGAGUUCAGGAACUUCUUCCGCAAAGUCUUGCACCUCUUCUGCUGAGCCCACCGGGACUGGUGGGGAGAAGGAACGCCCAGGCUAUUUUUUGUAUAGUUCAUUAAAGACCUAUUUCUGCCU
Messenger RNA from Charadrius vociferus (killdeer), 1000 nucleotides. RefSeq names its product dopamine receptor D4 (gene DRD4). Gene Ontology annotation, cellular component: plasma membrane. The transcript has 4 exons. Gene Ontology annotation, biological process: adenylate cyclase-activating adrenergic receptor signaling pathway; adenylate cyclase-inhibiting dopamine receptor signaling pathway. Bases 110 to 925 code for a protein of 271 amino acids. NCBI's taxonomy places the organism in Eukaryota, Metazoa, Chordata, Aves, Charadriiformes, Charadriidae. The record is from RefSeq and is a predicted model, not a curated record. Gene Ontology annotation, molecular function: dopamine neurotransmitter receptor activity, coupled via Gi/Go; G protein-coupled receptor activity.